AGUCGGUGGCGGCUGUGAUGAGGAGUCCGCCCGCCCGGCGGAGGAAGGAACAGAGCUGAAAUGUAGCGCACACUCGACGCAGCUCACACCGACGAGCAGGAGGAAGAUUCCGCACGUGCAAAGCUGAAGGCUGCUCCGGCUGGAAGUGAAGGGCUCCGUCCAUGCGCAGGCUAGCGCUCCUUCUGCUGCCCUGUGCCGUCGCCGUCCUGUUGCACUUGUGGCUGACACCACGGAAGCCCUCCUCUCCGCUGGACAACAACACACACUCGGAUGAGGCAUUACCAUACUAUGAAGUUUUGGUGGGAGUGCUGUCAGCGAGACACCAUUAUGAACUGCGACAAGCGAUAAGAGAGACCUGGCUGGGAUACCUGCGACAUCACCCCCACUUCCAGCACAGAGUGGGGGUGAAAUUUAUUGUGGGCGAACAUGGGUGUCCCAUUCCAGAAGAGGACAGAGAGGAUCCGUACUCGUGCUCCAUCCUGAACUUCACCGAGCCAGUCUCAGGGCAGGACACCGAGAUAGAGAUCGUGAAGGUGUCCGACACCUCGGUGCUCACCCUGUCAGACGUUUCGGCCGUCGCCCUGGACUUCAAGGUCCUCCAUCCAGUGGUGAUCACCAGGCUGGGGGUGUUUACCAAAGGACCCCGUGCUGAGCUUCAGAGUAACAUAACGGUGAAGCUUCUCCAGCUGGAUCAGGAGGAGGCCGUGGUUACUGCACGCUUCAGUGCCAUCAGCACUGGGACCAUGGUGAACGGGGUGUGGUACAAACCAGUGGAGCAGUUCAUCUUACCUAAGGGUUUUGAAGGGACACUCGUCUGGGAGAGUUUGGAUUCUUCUGGAUUGACAAACGUCAACUCUUCCUCUGUGCAGCUCAAUGACGGCGGCGGCGUCCUCAAGUUCUCUUCUAUUGCAGAAGGCAUAUUGCCUCACAGAAGUGCUCUUGGAUUUCCUGGUUUGGCGGGAGGGUUCACAUUUACGAUCUAUGAUGGAGAUGGUCUGUCGGGGCUCCUGCGAGGCCGACCAGCCAGGAUUCAGGACCAUGCCUCCAGGCUGAGGCAGGAGGACGCCGCCUUGCAGCGAGAGAGCCUCAGGCACGGAGACAUGGUUUUCGUGGACGUGGUGGACACCUACAGGAACGUGCCUUCCAAACUGCUUCAAUUCUAUAAAUGGUCUGUGAGAAACGCCGACUUUAAUCUGCUGCUGAAGACGGAUGACGACUGUUACAUUGACGUGGACUCUGUGUUGAUGAAGAUCGACCACAAGGGUCUCAAGCGUAGCAAUUUCUGGUGGGGGAAUUUCAGGCAGAGCUGGGCAGUGGAUCGUAUUGGGAAGUGGCAGGAGCUAGAGUAUGCUAGUCCAGCCUACCCGGCGUUUGCCUGUGGCUCAGGCUACGUGGUCUCUCGUGACCUCGUCCAGUGGCUUGCCAGUAACGCAGAGAAGCUGAAAGCCUAUCAGGGAGAAGAUGUGAGCAUGGGGAUUUGGAUGGCGGCUGUUGGACCUCAGAAAUACCAGGACGCUGGCUGGCUGUGUGAGAAAGAGUGCUACCUGGACAUGCUGUCGUCCCCGCAGCAUACAGCCGAGGAGCUGCACAUCCUCUGGGACAGGAAGCGGGCCUGUGGCGAUCCAUGCAGUUGUCCCUGGGGCCAUUAACUCUGGAUUACACCACACGCGCACCAUGCGGCAUCGUGCGUAUCAUCACUAGUUGUCAUUUAAGUUUCUGUGGAUUUCUUUAAAACCCCAAAACGGAGACUUUUCAGAGUUUUAUCAAUGUUGUUAUGUGAUAUAAACACUUUUUCCCUGCCAAAUGUGUGAUUCUUUAGAUGAUUUAAACCUUAAUAUUAAUGAAAUGCCAACAUUAUGAGCCAUGUGCAACUUCAGAAUGCAUUACAAUACAUUUAGCUGUAGUAUACCGCCAGUGUUUGUAUCAUGAUACUUGACAAUGAGGGAAAAGACCCCAUUUCCAACAAAUGGUACAGUUUGGUUCAGUCUGGUGUGUCAUGCAAUUAUUUGUGUUUCCACUGUGAAAUGUAGAGAAUGGCACCAAACUAACUGAUCUGUACGGUCCCCGCACAGGGGUCCUGCUUCUACCGAGUGGAACUGGAAACACUUGACCAUUUGAACCUUCUCUUCAUUCUUGUCUUCUUGUGGAACAGGGAAUUUCUCUCCGUCGCUUGUCGUCAUUCACCGCGCCGCGUUUGUCGUCUAUGUGGAAUUUAUUGGGGAUCUAUGGUGCGUCUUGCUGUUUAUGAUGUGACGCCAUUGACUCGGCUGACACAGCUGUAUCUGUCUGUCCCACGCAGUGUGCGGUGGAAGCCUCAGUCGGAUCAGAGUAUGCUGCUCCGAACUGCACACUGAACUGCACUGUACCGCUUGGUGGAAACAAGGCUUUAGUGAUGUGGGAGCUGAUGACAGUGAAGGAUAAGAAAUGCGCAAUUCCAGCAUGUGAUGCUAAUCAUGUACAGAGUCAUUGCUGUAAUACUUGAUAUUUGACAGACGUAUAAGCCUCUUUGGUUUGACGGGGGAAUAUUUGAUGGUACGGCUUUACGAGUACGUUGCUAUAUUUUGUAAAUGAUUGUCAUAAGCUUUUCAUCCUCCCUCAUUAUUUGUAGAUUUAUGACGAGCUGUCUCCCAAACACAGUCAGCGCUGUACCUGUCAUUGUGCAAAAUAGUGAUGUGGCCUUAUUGUAUUUGUUAGGCGUCAUACUGUGCGUAUAUUAACACAGAUUUAAAUCACUGUAAAUUGCAGCACAAUUUUUCUUUUUGGGACUGUGACUAAAUAGACACUAGUUUGAACACUGGUUUUAUGAAGCCCUGCUCACAGGUAAUAAAGAACACUUAUGACA
Messenger RNA from Solea solea (common sole), 2842 nucleotides. It is a transcript of the gene b3galnt2, whose product is annotated as beta-1,3-N-acetylgalactosaminyltransferase 2. The transcript has 12 exons. Bases 162 to 1649 code for a protein of 495 amino acids. Gene Ontology annotation, cellular component: membrane. Gene Ontology annotation, molecular function: hexosyltransferase activity. NCBI's taxonomy places the organism in Eukaryota, Metazoa, Chordata, Actinopteri, Pleuronectiformes, Soleidae. The record is from RefSeq and is a predicted model, not a curated record.